Quercus robur (English oak) is the source of this 2692-nucleotide messenger RNA. RefSeq names its product acyl-CoA-binding domain-containing protein 6. The transcript is spliced from 18 exons. The record is from RefSeq and is a predicted model, not a curated record. NCBI's taxonomy places the organism in Eukaryota, Viridiplantae, Streptophyta, Magnoliopsida, Fagales, Fagaceae. Bases 164 to 2317 code for a protein of 717 amino acids. Gene Ontology annotation, molecular function: protein binding.
AUUACAGCUCACUGUAGAGAGAGAGAGAGAGAGCAACAAUGUGUGGAAAACAGUAGUAUUAUAAAACACUGUCUAUCAUUGAAGCUAGCGCGGUCAUUCAUUGUUUUGUUAAAUACUUCUCAGAGGGUCUGGUUUUGGCAUUUCAAGCUCUGAUCUCAGAAAAAUGUUCAGUUUUUCUCGUAGAAAAUUGAAGCAUACAAGAUUGAAAGUCCAUCUACCGGACACUGCUCAGGGAACUCGAAGUCCCAUAAGACAGACGAAGAAGACUAGUGGAUCAAAAAGUGAAUGUGCUGCACCUCCAACUAGUGCUUCUGAUGAACUCAAUCACCAGUGUUCGUCUUCUGCUGCUGCACCUGAGAUUAGUAAUUGUGCUUCUGGUAACUUGGAGAAUUGGAUGGUGUUGUCAAUUGCUGGAGAAAAACCUACUCCUCGAUUUAAUCAUGCGGCAACUCUGAUUGGGAACAAGAUGAUAGUGGUCGGUGGUGAAUCUGGAAAUGGGUUGUUGGAUGAUGUACAGGUGCUUAAUUUCGAUAGAUUUACCUGGUCAACAGCAUCAUCAAAGAUUUACUUGUCACCAAGCAGUCUGCCACUAAAGAUUCCUGCUUGCAAGGGCCAUAGUCUGGUUUCUUGGGGAAAAAAGGUUCUCCUGAUUGGAGGAAAGACUGAACCUAACAGUGACAGAGUUUCAGUGUGGGCAUUUGACACUGAAACGGAGUGCUGGUCACUUAUAGAAGCAAAGGGUGACAUACCGGUCGCUCGUAGUGGUCAUACUGUGGUAAGGGCAAGCUCUGUUUUACUCCUAUUUGGGGGUGAAGAUGCUAAAAAGAGGAAACUAAAUGAUCUACACAUGUUUGAUUUGAAAUCUUUGACAUGGCUUCCUCUUCAUUACACAGGAACAGGGCCAUCUCCAAGAUCUAACCAUGUGGCAACUCUUUAUGAUGAUAAAACUCUUUUUUUAUUUGGAGGAGCAUCAAAGUCCAAGACUUUGAAUGACUUGUACUCUUUUGACUUUGAAACGAUGGUAUGGUCAAGAAUAAAGAUACGCGGUUUCCAUCCAUCACCAAGGGCCGGUUCCUGUGGAGUCCUGUGUGGAACUAAAUGGUAUAUAGCGGGGGGUGGAAGCAGGAAAAAACGACAUGUGGAGACUUUGAUCUUUGAUGUUUUAAAGGUUGAGUGGUCUGUGGCUGUUGCAUCACUGCCAUCUUCCAUCACCACCAACAAGGGUUUCAGCCUAGUUCUUGUACAGCACAAGGAAAAGGAUUUUCUUGUUGCCUUUGGGGGAUCCAAAAAGGAGCCGUCAAAUCAGGUUGAGGUCCUGCUAAUGGAAAAGAGUAAAUCAUCCAUGGGACAAAGAUCUAUCCCUGGAAAAGGUACAGGAGCUCUGCUAUUUGAGAAACGCUUAUCGUCCACAGGAUUGGCUGCUCACCUUAGUAAUGAUUCUUCCCAACGUUCUGUUGAUUCUGUUGCUCGACAAAAUCUAGCAUCGGCCAUUGAACAACAUGGUUCAGGAAGAAAAUCUUUGUCAGAGUCAAUUGUUGAUCCAAAUUCUGUUCCCGGCAAUGUUUCACUUCGCAAGCAAUUUCAUAAUGAGGAAGAAUACAAAAUGCCUUUUAAGAUGGCAAAUGGAUCAGAAGAUGACAAUUCUUCCUUACAGGCAACAGAACAAAGAAUUAAUCGAUCUAACACGGGAAUUCAGACUAACAUAACUGGAGGCAAACUCAAUGCAGAGGAAGCCUCUUUGUAUGAAUCUGAUAAUGCAUUUACUCAUAACCACAGAAUUGGAAAUGUUCCAGUUGAAUUUGAGGAUGUGGCAUUCCCAGAAAGUGAUAUCAAAUCUGGAGUGUUUUCAACUUCUUCCAGUGUAUAUCAAUUUUACGAAUUAAAUAUGGCUACCUUAAUAAGGAAGAAUGGAAUGCUAGAAGGACAGUUGGCAGCUGCAGUGGCAAGCCGAGAAGCUGCAGAAAGGAAUUUGUCAUCUGUUCUCAAAAGCAGACAGGAGAUAGAGAAAAAAUUGGCAGACACUGUGAAGGGGAUGGAGUUACUAAAAGAGAAGCUGGCUGGUGUAGAGAUGGCACAAGAAGACGCUAACAGCCUAUCAAAUAUAGUCCACUCUGACAAUAUAAGGCUUGAGCAUGAUGUGGCUUUCCUGAAGGCAGUCUUGGACGAUACUCAGAAGGAGCUGCACUCAACUAGAGGAGUUCUUGCAGGAGAAAGGGCAAGGGCCUUCCAACUACAGGUCGAAGUCUUUCAUCUCAAACAAAGAUUGCAAUCUAUGGAGAACAGAGCGCCCACCCCAAGGAAACCUUUCAAUGUGUAGUGUGGAGAAUGGAGAACAAAUCUGAAUGAUCAAGGCCAUCCAUCAACAGUGAGUAACAGGCUGUCUUAUGGAAGACCGUGGGGGACAGGCAAUAUAAGAUAACCAUGGUGGGAAUCGUUGGACAAAACCCAGAACUAUCUAGCCUGUAAAACCACCUCAAUUGUCCAACUGGAAGCAAUAAUCUACAUUUUCAAGCUUAGCGUUAGAGAAUUUUAGUAAUUCAGUUCUGUACAUAAGUGAAGCUAAUGUGACUUGGGAACGUGUGUUUUGUAGUAAUAUUUUGUUUGUCUUUUAUAAUAGCUAAAGAAAACACUUCCACCAUACUUGCCUCAUUUAUUGGAAGACCAAUUUAACGGCCAAAAAGAAGUUAAUCUU